UGCACACGCUUAGAUGUGCGCGCGCGGCAGAGGGAGACGGACGCGAAACGCGAGACACGAAUGAAACAUCGAUAAACUCGAUUAAACUGAAUUAAACUAAAACUUAAAAUAAUUAAUGUCAUGUUAAUAUAACACACACUAAGAGAAGUACACAAAAACUCGACCCAAACUAAAACCUGAAGUAAAGAAACGCGGAGAUUUACCUCACAUCAGCUGCUGAGGAGAGAAACGGACUCUUCACAGGCUGAAGUUGAUGAGUUCUCCCAGUCUGAGUGAUUUGGGUCGUUCAGAGAGAUCAGCGCUGGAUGACAGGAACAACCAGCAGCAGCGAGCGGGAAACAACACCACCUGGAUCAGCAUCCAUAAUGCCGUGAUCUCCGUGUUCCAGCGGAGGGAUCUGGGAGAGAACGAGCUCUACGUACUGAAUGAAGGCGUCAGGCAGCUCCUGAAGACUGAGUUGGGCUCCUUCUUCACAGAGUACCUGCAGAAUCAGCUGCUGACAAAGGGAAUGGUGAUUCUUCGAGAUAAAAUUCGCUUUUAUGAAGGUCAGAAGCUGCUGGAUUCUCUGGCAGAAACGUGGGACUUCUUCUUCUGUGAUGUUCUGUCCACACUACAGGCCAUCUUCCACCCCGUGCAGGGGAAGGAGCCGUCGGUCCGUCAGCUGGCUCUGCUGCAUUUCAGGAACAUCAUCACUCUGAACACGAAGCUGGAAGAAGCUCUGAGUCGACAACGCGCUCGUGUGCCUCCCUCCAUCAUCCAGAUGCUGCUCAUCCUGCAGGGUGUUCAUGAGGCUAAAGGUGUGUGUAGUGAUUACCUGAAGCUGGAGUCUCUGGUCCAGAUGGUGGUUUCUCCGUAUCUGGGAACUCACGGGCUUUUCUCCAGCGACGGCUCCAUCAUGCAGUCUUCGUGUGUGUUGGAGAAGCGGCUCUUGAGGCGCUGGCCGCGCUCAGACUCGCCACUGAAGAACCUCGUGGUUCGGUCCAAGAGCUACAACAUCCCGGUGCUGACGCCGGUGUGCGAACACGAGCCCGAGCCCGGCGGGGUGCGGCGCCACUCCGUGUGUCAGAUGACCUCGUUCGAGGAGGAGCCCGUGUUCACCGAGGCGCCGCCCAGCCCGAUCAUGAACGUCUGUGAGGAUCCUCCCAUAAUCCCCGAGCUCUGCUCCGCUGGCGAACCGGAACGGGCCUCGUCCUCCUCCAGUCCCGAGACCGUGGUGGAUCAGCUCCUGCAGUCUGUGGACUCCGACACCGACACCGAGGGGAUAUUCAUCGACUUCAGCCGACAGCAGUCCAGCUCGCCUGAGGUCAGCCGGGAGAGCGAGAGCCUGGCCUGACCCCCGACCCACCGCCCUGACCCCCGACCCA
This is a messenger RNA of Rhinichthys klamathensis goyatoka, 1364 nucleotides long. It is a transcript of the gene prr5b, whose product is annotated as proline rich 5b (renal). Gene Ontology annotation, cellular component: TORC2 complex. The transcript has 9 exons. The record is from RefSeq and is a predicted model, not a curated record. NCBI's taxonomy places the organism in Eukaryota, Metazoa, Chordata, Actinopteri, Cypriniformes, Leuciscidae. The coding region runs from base 254 to 1333 and encodes 359 amino acids. Gene Ontology annotation, biological process: TORC2 signaling.